This is a messenger RNA of Pseudomyrmex gracilis, 1200 nucleotides long. Its product is annotated as zinc finger protein 431-like. Bases 1 to 1200 code for a protein of 399 amino acids. The record is from RefSeq and is a predicted model, not a curated record. Lineage: Eukaryota; Metazoa; Arthropoda; Insecta; Hymenoptera; Formicidae. The transcript is spliced from 2 exons.
AUGCAUUCAAAAAUUCAUUUAACUGAGAAACCGUACGUCUGCGAGACAUGUGGAAAAGGUUUUAUAAGCAACUACCAUCUGCAAGAGCAUUUGGUAAGUCAUUCAACAGCUAGACCGUUUAAAUGCGAUUCAUGCGGAAAGAAUUUCAAAUCCAAGCAUGUCCUGCAAGUGCACGAGAAAAGUCAUUUGAGUAAAAAACCGUUCACCUGUGACAAAUGCGGCAAAGGUUUUGUGACCAGGCACAAUCUGUACGUGCAUCAAAAAAUUCAUUUGAACUUGAAGCCGUUUGCCUGUGACAAGUGCGGACGAUGUUUCAAGGACAAGCACAAACUGAGACGGCAUUCUGUAUUUCAUUCGUCUUUGAGACCGCACACAUGUAAGGAUUGCGGAAAAAGUUUCAAGACCAAGGACAAUCUGGCCCAGCACAAUGAACUUCAUGUGUCUUCAAAAACGUUCAUCUGCGACAAGUGCGGAAAAGGCUUCAUGGCCAAGUACAAACUGCAAUAUCAUUUGGCGAGACACACAUCUUUGAGGAAGUACAAAUGUAGGGAGUGCGAAAAGAGUUACAAGACCAAAGACUGCUUGGUGAAGCAUGAAAGAACUCAUCCGUCCGCGUAUCCGUUCAAAUGCAAAUGUGGAAAAAGUUUCGAGACCGAAGCCAAGCUUAAGCCGCACGUGUCUUGUUGUCCAAAUUUGAGACCGCAUAAAUGUAUAGAAUGUAAAAAAGUGUUCAAGGAGAAGAGAGCCUUACGAACGCAUCAGAUAACUCACUUCUAUUCGAGACCGUUUUACUGUGACUUAUGCGGAAAGGGUUUUACACUCAAGCACAACCUGAAGAUGCACUUGAUACGUCAUUCACCUUUGAGACCGUAUAAAUGUAAUAUAUGCGGAAAAGCAUUCAAAACCAAAAUGGUUCAGCAAGUGCAUGAAAAAAAUCAUUCGAGCACGAAACCGUAUAACUGCGACAAAUGCGGGAAAGGCUACGUGACGAAACACUGCCUGCAAAUGCAUUUCCUGAGACAUGCAGCUCCAAAGCCGCACAGAUGUAAGAAAUGUGGAAUGGGUUUCAGAUUCAAAUACGACCUAAAGCAGCAUAAUAAAAAUCAUCUAAUUUAUUAUUGCAGAAGAAGCAAACCGUUUAUAACUCCCAAACCGACGAGAACUGCUCAGUCGAUCGAGAAAAAUAAACCAGAUGUAUAA